AUGCAAGCUACUGAUAACACACCCGAGGCAGUACUGAACCUUCAAGCUUUGCUGCAUCCAUUCGUCAAACAGAGACAAGAAGCUGGUCAUAUACGGCGUCUCUUGGCCAGUCAUCUGAGUUUUGGUCUGCAUUCGGUAGAGCUAGGUACUACAUGCACAGUUCAUCAACCCUUGGCGCUCGUCGGGUCUUCUGUCGAUAUUGACGCUGCUCCACACAGCAUCAAAGGUGUUCAUAAAGAGUACUUGCGCCAGGCUCGAGCUAAUGUCAAGGCAAAGAGCGAAUUCAACGCAGCAAGCGAAGCAGCUCAGCAUGAGUCGACGAAUGACAAUGAUUCUAAAAUCGAGAUCCAAAGCUCCUUAGAGCCUUACCUAGAAAUGGUCAAGAAGCAGCAAACACACGACGUUCUGACCAUUAAUCAAAACUACAUUGAUACAAUAAGCAAACGACCAGCUGCUUCAGUUCAACGUUUUGAUCACAAUGAAGUUCUUGUGGAUAUUGGGUCCUUACCCGAGAUCCCUUCAGAAGUUCUGAAACCCCACGAGAACUCGCGAGAGAACGGGGUUGUUGAUUUAGCUACCCUUGUUGAUCAUCUUGAAAAGUCUGUUCUUCGUGCCAAACUGCUUUUGAAAAGAGAGCAGAAGCUUCUAUAUAAGGUCAGGGCUGAGAAUGAUAUGGCGAAUCAUACCCAUACCUCCCGACUUCAAGCUCUGGGAACUGCUCGAAACGAGUUAAUCAGUUGGAUCGAGACUGAGCUUUCACAGGCAGGAGAUAGCGCAGCAGACACCGACGAGAAUCACCUCCUUUCCGACUCGUUUCGCCAAGAUCACCUCGACUCUCAGCUCUCAGUCAUCGGUCGUCAAUACACACAAUAUGCGAAGUCACGACAAAGUCUAGUCACAACAGUCUCUGAGAUUCUUACUCCAACAAUGAAUCGUACAACUCAUGUUCCCCCCGAAGCCAUUAAGACCUUUGAGGACUUCAGUGCUUGUAAUUACACAGGCGAGGUCACACUCCCCUAUCUGAAGAACUUGUUACUUGUAUCAAAUCAGCAGAAGGCAUUGGCUCAACAAAAAUCGAACCUAACAAUAAAUCUAGCUAAGCAAUUGAAAGAGGCUGGGUUACGACUCGAACGCCUUGCGGAAGAGAGCCAUUUGCUCCCAGCAUAUCCAAUAUCUUCGAAAUCCAUUGUACGUCAAGGGCGGGCUACUGGAAGCUCAUUUGCAAGCGACCUAUCUGCUUAUGAGAAGCCAGAUUUUGCCAGACAUGCUAGAGCUUGGGCACAUUCUUCAGCGUCCGUUGCUACUAGUACGAAAGCUGCAAUUCUGGACAAGCUAGAAAGCGGAAGUGCGUCUGUUGAUGAAACUCGUCUCGCUUUGUUUGAGCUCCGGCAUCUUUUAGGUGAGGUAGUGGAGGAGUCUCGUAGCGGAGCCGAGAUGACAGGACAUCCAAUUAUCGUGGGAAAACGUGAAAGAGUUGACAUAUGGGCCACAAUUGAGGGUUCGCUUGGAGCUAUCAAGCAAGAUAACGGAGAUACGUCGUAA
Molecule: messenger RNA, 1542 nt
Organism: Glarea lozoyensis ATCC 20868
Lineage: Eukaryota; Fungi; Ascomycota; Leotiomycetes; Helotiales; Helotiaceae
Exons: 1
Coding region: 1-1542 (513 amino acids)
Source: RefSeq, a predicted model, not a curated record